AUGUGGAGGCUGAAGAUAGGAGAAGGAGGCACUGACCCGUACCUUUGCAGCACUAACAAUUUCUUGGGAAGACGGACAUGGGAGUUUGAUCCUAAUGCAGGCACCCCUGAAGAGCGAGCUGAGGUUGAAGAAGCUCGCCAAAAUUUCUACAACAAUCGAAACCACGUCCAGGCCAGUUCUGAUCUCUUCUGGCAAAUGCAGGCCAUAAAAGAGAAAAACUUCAAACAAACAAUACCCCAAGUAAAGAUUAAGGAUGGUGAGGAAAUCACACGUGAAACAGCUACAGCCGCAUUAAGGAGAAGUGUUCACCUGUUGUCAGCCCUGCAAGCAAGUGAUGGCCACUGGCCUGCUGAGAAUGCUGGUCCAAUGUUCUUUUUUCCUCCUUUGGCCAUGGCUUUGUACAUUACAGGGCAUCUUAACACUGUAUUCUCAGCAGAGCAUCGGAGAGAAAUUCUCCGUUACAUAUACUGUCAUCAGAAUGAAGAUGGUGGGUGGGGAUUACACAUAGAGGGUCACAGCAUCAUGUUUAGCACUGCUCUCAGCUACAUUUGCAUGCGUUUGCUUGGGGAAGGGCCUGAUGGUGGCCAAGACAAUGCUUGUGAGAGAGCAAGAAAAUGGAUUCUUGACCGUGGUGGUGUAACAACCAUACCAUCUUGGGGAAAAACAUGGCUAUCGAUCCUUGGUCUGUUUGAGUGGUCUGGCUGCCAUCCCAUGCCCCCAGAGUUUUGGGUCCUUCCUUCUUAUUUCCCCGUUAGUCCAGCAAAAUUGUUGUGUUACUGUCGCGUGACUUACUUGCCUAUGUCGUAUUUAUAUGGGAAAAAAUUUGUUGGUCCAAUCACACCUCUCAUCCUACAAUUGAGAGAAGAACUCCAUAUUGAAUCAUAUCAUCAAAUUAAUUGGAGCCAAAAGCGCCAUUUAUGUGCAAAGGAGGAUCUUUACUAUCCCCAUACUUUGAUACAAACGUUACUAUGGGACAGCCUUUACACAUUUACAGAGCCUCUCGUUUCUCGAUGGCCCCUUAACAAGUUGAGAGAAAAGGCUCUCCAAAUAACAAUGGACCAUAUUCAUUAUGAAGAUGAAUGCAGCAGAUACAUUACCAUUGGAUGUGUGGAAAAGCCUUUAUUCAUGCUUGCUUGUUGGGUCGAAGAUCCCACCGGGGAUUAUUUUAAAAAGCACCUUGCUAGGAUUGCUGACUACUUAUGGGUUGCAGAAGAUGGAAUGAAGAUGCAGGGUUUUGGAAGUCAAGUUUGGGAUUCUGCUUUUGCUAUUCAACUUUUGCUUGCCAGUGAUCUUACUAACGAAAUUGGACCUACACUUAUGAAAGGACACUACUUCCUGAAGCAUUCUCAGGUCAAGGAUAAUCCUCCUGGUGACUUUAAACGAAUGUUCAGACACAUUUCUAAAGGAUGAUGGACCUUUUCUGAUCAAGAUCAUGGAUGGCAAGUUUCUGAUUGCACUGCAGAAAGUUUGAAGUGUUGCCUAUAUUUCUCUAAGAUGCGACCGGAAAUAGUUGGUGAGAAAAUGGAACCAGAGAAAUUCUAUAAUGCUGUCAAUGUUGUAUUAUCAUUACGGAGUGAAAAUGGUGGCUUCACGGGAUGGGAGCCAGCAAAAGCUGGGUUAUGGAUGGAGUGGCUCAAUCCUGUGGAGUUUCUUGAGGACAAUGUCAUUGAGCAUGAGUACGUGGAGUGCACGGCGUCCGCAAUCCAUGCACUAGUUCUUUUUAUGGAGUCUUACCCUGGUCACCGGAAAAUAGAGAUUGAGAAAUGCAUCAGCAAAGCUGUUCAGUACCUUGAAAACACACAAAAGCCUGAUGGUUCAUGGUACGGUGGUUGGGGUGUUUGCUUCAUUUAUGCAACAUGGUUUGCACUCGGUGGUUUAGCUGCUGCUGGCAAGAGUUACAACAAUUGUCUGGCCGUGCGUAAAGGACUCGAUUUUCUACUUGAAACACAAACAGAUGAUGGGGCUUGGGGAGAGAGCUAUCUUUCCUGUCCAAACAAGGUAUAUACACCUCUCGAAGGAAAGAGGUCAAAUUUGGUGCAAACUGCAAUGACCUUGAUGGGUUUAAUUCACGGAGGACAGGCAAAACGAGAUUCUAAUCCCCUACAUCGUGCUGCAAAGCUUUUGAUCAAUUCUCAACUACCAGAUGGUGAUUUUCCCCAACAGGAAAUGACGGGAGUUUUCAUGAGGAAUUGCAUACAACACUACGCAUCAUAUAGGAAAAGUAUCACAACCUGGGCCCUGGCUGAAUAUUGCAAGCAUGUUCCAUUGCCUUCAAAAAGCAUUUGA
Molecule: messenger RNA, 2286 nt
Organism: Durio zibethinus
Lineage: Eukaryota; Viridiplantae; Streptophyta; Magnoliopsida; Malvales; Malvaceae
Product: beta-amyrin synthase-like
Biological process (GO): triterpenoid biosynthetic process
Cellular component (GO): lipid droplet
Molecular function (GO): beta-amyrin synthase activity
Source: RefSeq, a predicted model, not a curated record